This is a messenger RNA of Dendronephthya gigantea, 867 nucleotides long. RefSeq names its product serine/threonine-protein kinase STY8-like. The transcript has 2 exons. Bases 32 to 610 code for a protein of 192 amino acids. The record is from RefSeq and is a predicted model, not a curated record. NCBI's taxonomy places the organism in Eukaryota, Metazoa, Cnidaria, Anthozoa, Malacalcyonacea, Nephtheidae. Gene Ontology annotation, molecular function: protein tyrosine kinase activity; ATP binding. Gene Ontology annotation, biological process: protein phosphorylation.
UUUAUCCAACGACCACCAAUUUAUAUUCGUGAUGGAAGCAGCCCGACAAAACCUGCGAAGUGUCAUCUUCAAAAACCGAAUUCUGACCCCAGCGGAGUCUGAAAACUCCAAACUAGCAAUCGGCAAGUUCAUUAAGAGGGCGAUGGACAUAGCGGAUGGUUUAAACUACAUUCACGAGAGAGGACUUAUUCACAGACAUCUCAAGCUGGAAAAUAUUUUGGAAGACGAGGACGGGACAGCGAUGAUAUCAGAUAUUGGAAUUGUGGGCCAAUUUUUGGAAACAGAGAAAAGCAUAACUAACCUUGCACCCGAGGUGCUCGAAGACCUCAGGAAUCGUACAAAAGCAGCAGAUGUUUACAGUUAUGGUAUUGUAUUGUGGGAGAUGUGGUAUGGCGCCCAUGCGUUCAGAGAAUUUAUGCCUAUCGAAAAAGUCCAAUUCCGAGAAAAGCUGGUUGAAGGGUAUCGUCCAGAAAUGGAUAACAACAAAAUCAACAUACCAAAAAUACAUGGGGUCAUGGUGGCAAGCUGGGCUACUGAGGUUGAAAAGAGAUGGUCAAUGAAAGUGUGCUAUGAUACAUUAUCGGAUGUGACAGAAUGGAGACUGGAAUGAUGAAUGUCCAAAUGCGGGGGACAUUUAAGCACAUUUUACUCUAUGAAGAACAUAGGGCCUAUAGCCUGCCAUAAACAUAUAUACAAGUAGAUAAGCAUAGAGGACAAUGUUUUGGUAUUUUUUGAUAUAAAUUGCACGUUUUAAUUGAAAUAUAUAACGCAAACUUAAUGAAGCACGAAUAGUACUGUCAAAAUAGUAGUUGAAAGUAGUUUUUCAAAAACACUCGCGAUGUAGCAAAUAAGUAUCGAUUACAGUGU